AGACAUGUUGAGCAGAAUGUCUAGUCAUAUACCCACAGAGGACUCUGGACAUCUUGGGACUAAGGAGCACAUUUGUUUGGCAAGCCAGGACUUGAGGCAAGCUAGUAAGAGUGUGCCUCACUUGCACAGUUUGAACCUUGAAGUGGCUCUACACAGGGGUGUCAGCGAGAGUUCAAAACUUCUCUGGACUGAAACAGACGAGGCUCUACUGACCAAUAGUACCAAAGAGGUCAUUUCAACAAUCUUGACCUCAUGCGAGGAUCAGGCAUCAAAUGCACCUUGCUUCUCCACAGUAGGAAAGAAAAUAUCUGAUAUGUCCCUUGAGGUCAACAUGUUGGUAGGUGGUGUUCUGUCUCAGCUGAAGGACAUCUCCUUGUCAAGGUCCCCAACACCAUGUGAAGACAUGUUUGAACGUCUCCAAGGUUCUCCUGAGCGAACCUCUCCAGUAAGUCUAGAUUGCAGCACGGCUGCCUCCAAAGGCAUUGCAUCUUCCCACAGUCUUUCAAUAAAGAGCCUCCAAAAACUCUCUAGUCAUGAGUUCCAAACCAAAGCUGAGAAAGGAGUGAGUGAGGUCAUCUCUAGAUCAUUUAACAUUGUGGAGGAAGGCACAACAGAUAAGUACCUCCAGUCUGUAUCUACAUCCACCACAUCUACUGAUAUUAUACAAACCAUGGUGAAAGACCAGCAGGAGCUCACCCAGUUAUCUGACAUGGUAUCUGGAACAUCCCUGCUCACCACUGGACAGGUUUCUGAGAAAAGGAUCUGGUCUGCUGCUUGUAACAUCUACUACAGUCUGCAAAGUAAGAUUACGGAGUUUCUCAGAAAAGAUCUUAAAAAAUCAGACACAACACUUGGUUCAAUCCAAAUCUCUACCUAUCAAAGCAGUCCUGCAUCACAAAGAGCAAGUAUCGGCCAUCUUGAGGUCAAUCAGAGCAGUGUUACACCUGGAGUAAACGUUGCCUGUGUGGACAUUCCGCACAAAUUACUAUCUAAAACCACUGAGCUCUCAGGAUCCAUGCUGGAGGAUAUUGACACGAUCCGUUGUAGGAGUGCUGACAGCCAAAAUACAAGAAAUACCUCUUCUUCACGCUCCUCCAUCUCUCUAACACCUACUUCAAAAUUAAGGCAGUCGAAAUGGCACUUUGCCUUACCCGGGACUCCCAUCCCCACUGAGUUUUCUGCUCAGAUUGACUUUCCCAUUGUUAGAAACACAAUCAUUGAGGACUUCUUUCACACAGAGGACUUACUUCCUGUAACCUUUGUGGACAAAGUCAGGCAAGCUGCUGGGGUGGUAGUGGACAUUAUGGUGGAAAGUGUUGAGAACACACAGGAAGAUGGACAGGGUGCUUCACAUCUUGACGACCUCCGAUCUGCUGUUAGGAAAUUGAGAAAAAUCAUAUCCACUUGGACCAUCCACAUUUUCAGCCAUGAAUUGGUGGAUAAAGUGAUAGCCCUUCAGGACAGCCACAGCACUCCACAGGUCUUAACAUUAGAAGCAGCCAAAAGUGCUUCAGACUCCAUUCUUUCAAGGCUGAAAUGGGGAAAGGAACAAUGUGCCAUAUCCAAGGAGCUCUCCUCUCAGCUUCUCCAGAUAUUUGCUGAAGAGACAGUGAAGGGCUUCCUGAGACAGUGGUCAGAUGAUUAUGAAAACAUAAACUUUGAUGUUUCAGUCCAGAAUGAUCCAAAGACUUCUACUUGCAUGGUCAUUCUUCAAAUGAUCACCAAAGCCACUGCUAAAUGUUAUUUUGAGUCCACUACCAGCGUGGCCACCAGUGACAUUGUAGAAGGCGUGUUUGAUUUGGAAAGGGAUACCAUCAGCAGUACUGGAGAGCAGGUCCUCACCUUUAACACAAAGGGUUCCAAGAAAGUUAGUAAGAACCUCUGUCCUCAAGAGUCUCUGGAGUACCAGCCUCAGAACAUUUCCCCUACUGUGUACUUUACAGAGACGAUGACAACAUCUCAUGGCUCCUUUUCUCCAGAGGGAAUUUAUGAUAUCGCAUCGUCCUUCCCACUUGAAGAGAAGAGUCGCAAACCCUCCCUUUUCACCAGAUUGUCUAGAUCCAUCAAGAAAGGCUUUCUCAGCCCAUUCAAAUCUUCAAGGAAAAACAAAUUAUUUAAUUAAAUUCCUCAUUAUAACAACGAGAGCAUUCAUUUGUUCAGAUGAGAGUCU
Messenger RNA from Oncorhynchus kisutch (coho salmon), 2170 nucleotides. RefSeq lists its product as uncharacterized. NCBI's taxonomy places the organism in Eukaryota, Metazoa, Chordata, Actinopteri, Salmoniformes, Salmonidae. The coding region runs from base 5 to 2122 and encodes 705 amino acids. The record is from RefSeq and is a predicted model, not a curated record. The transcript is spliced from 3 exons.